AUGUGUGUCUUCUCCCAACAUCCUAGAUGCGACAACAUCCAGGAAAUAGCGAUGGCAGCAAAACAUUCGAAAGAUGAUGAAAGGAAAAAUAUACGCACAUCCAUUAUAACUGCAUCAGAAGUCAUCAUGAAAUGCAAAGAUGAUCAAAUGAACAACGUUUCGAGAGCGGAAGAACUAGUAAAAGAAGUUGAUGAUUUCAAUCAAACCUUAUUAAAGAAAAUUGAGAAAGCUAAGGAGAGAUUUGUCAGGGAAAUGACUGACUGUAUCAAACAGGAAGAAGAACGUCUAAAUACGAGGAGAAUUACGGCUGAAACCUUGAAGAAAGAACUUGACAAGCUUUUGGCAAUGUUAGAUAGCGUUCACGGGAAUGGAAAGGAAUCGGAAAUAUUCAUUCUAAACCACAUUCUAAAAAUGACGCAAGACAAUGCAUUACAAACACUGAACACUUUAUUGGAUAAUGAUUACACCGUCAAUAUGGGACUUAAACUCGACAAAAACCUUUCAAAAAUAAAAACUACUGAUGUCGCAAUAUUUUCACGAAAGAAAACACAAGAGCCAAAACCAAUAUCAUUAAAUGGAGACACUACAAGCGUAAACAAUGUUCACCAAAGGCCGACGCUAACGCUGUUGAAGACCAUGGACCUCAUGAAGACAGGGGACGACAAGUAUCAGCCGUAUAUGACUGGGAUGGACUUCCUGCCGGACGGGAGGAUCAUCGCCGUUGAUAACUGUAACUGGAAAUGCUUCAUCUUGAGUGACUCACUAAAGAGAUUCGACGCUUUUUAUAAAUUUAAGAACUAUCCUAGGGACGUAACCUCUUACUCUGAUGACAAUAUUGCAGUGACUGUAAAUGACCGAACCAUCUGCCUUCUGACAGUUGGAAUUGACAACACAAUCACACCGAUGAAGACACUGAACAUGGCCACCUACUGCGACUCUAUCUGUCCUCUGAACAACCAUACUUUCGUAGUGAGCACCUGUGAUGAUCCACUGCCUGCAAAGAUGAUCAACGUGAACGGCCAGAGGAGCGACUUUGAGAAUGUUAGGUUUCCUUUGAAGACGUAUAAGAUUGACGAAAGCAAAUGUGCCUACAUACCAUCCCGGGACUUGCUUGUUUUUACGGACAGAUAUGCUAACACAGUUUACACGUUCAACACUGUGACCGGCAAAAUCACUGAGAUCACAGAUAGCCGAAUAAGGGAACCGAGAGGUGUCAGUGUUGGGCCCGAUGAUUCCGUGUACGUCUGCAGUGAGAACACAAACACCAUCAUCAAGAUAUCGCCCGGCGGAGACAUAUUGGAGUCAUAUGACGUCGACAUGAGGUACCCGCGCAGUGUAGCCGUCUCUAGGGACGGCUCCAGAAUGGCCGUGACCAACAUUGGAAUUGGUUGGACAAAUCUAAAACUGUUUAGAAUAAUACACUGA
This is a messenger RNA of Mya arenaria, 1425 nucleotides long. RefSeq lists its product as uncharacterized. Gene Ontology annotation, molecular function: protein binding. The transcript has a single exon. Lineage: Eukaryota; Metazoa; Mollusca; Bivalvia; Myida; Myidae. The coding region runs from base 1 to 1425 and encodes 474 amino acids. The record is from RefSeq and is a predicted model, not a curated record.